AAAAUCUCAGAUGGGACACCCUGUACGUGAUAAUUUUUGUCCAGUAAAAGUCAAAAUAGCAAUAUAAAAGAAAUCAAUUUUUUUCAUAGUUGUUUAUGAAAAUUUACAGAUUUUAAUUGUGAAGAAAAUAUAAAAAAACAGUAACCGAUAACAACUUAGAUGAGACACCCUGUAGUUUUUUGUACAGAGUUGUCAAUAAAUGCAUUGGUACUAAUCAAUUGUCAUUUUGAGCGCCAAAUUCGGACCACCCUCUAGAUAAGAAAAGAGAAAGGACUAAGUAACUAAAUUACAACAAACUAAAGAUAAGCCGCUUCAAAUGCUAUAAAUGUCCGAUCAUAUUUCAAUCAUUCAGUUUCCUAUCACCUCGUGCCACAACAACGCAAAAUGCCACCAAAUCAAAGCACAAUCACCAACACGCCAUCCCUUCGCAUUGCCAUCAUAGGGCAGAGCCCUUUCGCCGUCGAUGUCAUGCAACGGUUGCGUCAACACGGUCAUGUGAUCGUCGGGGUGUUCACCAUCCUUGAUAAGGGCCCAAGGGAGGAUCCUUUAGCUAAAGUCGCCCGUGAGUACGACAUCCCCCUAUUCAAGGUCAAGGCGUGGCGCAAAUCCGGCACGCCCCUUCCCGAAGUGCUCGCCAAUUACCGGAGUGUCAACGCCGAUUUGAACGUCCUCCCCUAUUGCUCGCAAUUCAUCCCGAUGGAAGUGAUAAAUUAUCCCCGCCUCAAGACGAUUUGUUACCACCCAUCGCUCCUCCCACGUCACCGUGGGGCCAGUUCCAUCAAUUGGACGCUGAUUUGCGGCGAUAAAAAGGCGGGGUUUAGCGUUUUUUGGGCGGACGAUGGGUUGGACACUGGACCAAUCCUGUUGCAGGAAGAGUGUGACGUUUACGAAAACGAUACUGUCGAUUCGUUGUAUAACAGGUUUCUGUAUCCGGCUGGGGUCACUGCCCUGGCUCGGGCCGUUGACCUUGUCGCUGAUGGUACCGCCCCCAGACAACCACAAAGUGACAAAGGCGCCACCUAUGAUCCCAUGUUGACCAAACCCGAAUUACUCAAAGUCGAUUGGGGGAAAACCGGGAGGGAGUUACACGAUUUUAUCCGAGGGAUGGAUUCGGUUCCGGGGGCUUUGUGUCGGGUCAAACUCAACGACGAGUACCAUGAAAUUGCCCUUUUUGGGUCGAGUCUUUGGAAGCAGGGGAAACCCACAGGGAGUGAAAUUGAGGUUGAAGGAGGUCCAAAUGGGCUCAUCCAUGACGAUGGGUUGAUUUUGACUGGAUCUGACGGUACUUUAGUCAAUGUCAAAAGAGUCAAAAUUGAGGGAAGAGUCAAACUCGCCUCAAAAUUACUCCAAACUGGUCAACAAGUCACAAUUGAGUUGACCCAAGACGAGAAACUACAAAUUGAGGCAAUGAGGAGUAUCUGGGAGGCAAUCCUCAAUGUGGAAAUUGAGGAUGAAACCGACUUUUUUGCCUCAGGAGCCGGCUCCAUGGACGUCGUCCGUCUAGUCGAAGAAAUCAAAGAUUUACUCAAAAUUGAGGAUUUCCAAAACGAAGAUGUCUUCCUCAGCGCGGUUUUCACCGAAUUCUCCUUGAACGCCAUUUUGAAAAAACGAGGCGGGGAAACCCCCCAAGAAAUCAACUAUAGAGCUGUUGAAAUUGAGACAAACGGUCGCAAAAUCAAAUUCCCUUGCCAACUUUUCAUCAAUGGAGAAUUUAUCGAUGCUGAAAAUGGUAAAACUCUACCAACAAUCAACCCAACAACUGAGGAAACAAUCUGUGAGGUCCAAUGUGGGUCGCCCCAAGACGUGGAUAGGGCCGUCCAAGCGGCCAAAAAGGCCUUCGAGGAGGGCGAAUGGAGCAAAAUCAGUGCACGUGACCGCGGACAACUCCUUUUCAAGUUGGCAGACUUGAUGCACCAACAUCGCGAAGAGUUGGCCACGAUCGAGUCGAUUGAUUCAGGGGCGGUUUACACUCUAGCCCUGAAGACGCACAUAGGGAUGAGUAUCGAAACGUGGCGGUACUUCGCCGGAUGGGCGGAUAAAAUCCAGGGAUCAACAAUCCCAGUUUCGCACGCCCGGCCCAAUAAAAACCUUUCUUUUACGAAAAAAGAGCCGAUUGGGGUUUGCGGGUUAAUCACACCCUGGAACUACCCACUUAUGAUGCUUUCGUGGAAAAUGGCGGCUUGUCUCGCGGCCGGUAAUACAGUAAUCAUUAAACCGGCCCAAGUGUGUCCCUUAACGGCCCUCAAAUUCGCUGAAUUGUCGGUCAAAGCGGGGAUUCCCCCGGGGGUAAUCAAUGUGGUUCCCGGGACGGGGUCAAUGACCGGUCAAGCAAUCGCCUCGCAUCCUGAAAUCCGCAAAUUGGGCUUCACGGGAAGUACCGAAAUCGGUCAAGUCAUAAUGAAAACUUGUGCUGAAUCAAACUUGAAGAAAGUGUCACUGGAACUUGGGGGGAAGUCCCCACUUGUCAUUUUCGCCGACUGCGAUUUAGACAAAGCUGUCCGAUUGGGGAUGCAAAGUGUUUUUUUCAACAAGGGGGAGAAUUGUAUAGCCGCCGGGCGACUCUUCGUCGAGGAGAGCAUCCACGACGAGUUCAUCCGACGAGUGGUCUCUGAGACGAAAAAAAUUACAAUCGGGGAUCCCCUCAACAAAUCAACAUCUCAUGGCCCCCAAAACCACCUCGCCCACUUGACCAAACUCCUUGAAUAUGUCAAAAUGGGGGUCAAAGAGGGGGCUAAGUUGGAAUAUGGGGGCGAACGCUUAAACCGAAAGGGGUAUUUCCUCCAACCGACGAUUUUCAGUCACGUGGAAGACAACAUGUUCAUAGCUAAAGAAGAGUCAUUUGGCCCCAUCAUGGUUAUCAGUAAAUUUAGCAAUGGGGACAUUGAUGGCGUCUUGAAACGUGCCAAUGCGACGGAAUAUGGCCUCGCGUCGGGGGUUUUCACUCGUGAUUUAUCCAAAGCGAUGAAAUUUGCUGAAAAAGUCGAAGCCGGAACUGUUUUUGUCAACACUUAUAAUAAAACAGACGUCGCGGCGCCAUUUGGAGGCUUCAAACAGUCAGGAUUUGGCAAGGAUUUAGGACAAGACGCUCUCAACGAAUAUUUGAAAACGAAAUGUGUCACAAUUGAGUAUUAAAUAGGCUUAAGGACGUAUUUAUUGUAAUUUUUAUUUAAUUAAUAAAAGUUUGUAUAGGU
Tribolium madens (black flour beetle) is the source of this 3191-nucleotide messenger RNA. Its product is annotated as cytosolic 10-formyltetrahydrofolate dehydrogenase. Lineage: Eukaryota; Metazoa; Arthropoda; Insecta; Coleoptera; Tenebrionidae. Gene Ontology annotation, molecular function: formyltetrahydrofolate dehydrogenase activity; aldehyde dehydrogenase (NAD+) activity. The record is from RefSeq and is a predicted model, not a curated record. Bases 385 to 3132 code for a protein of 915 amino acids. Gene Ontology annotation, biological process: biosynthetic process; 10-formyltetrahydrofolate catabolic process; one-carbon metabolic process. The transcript is spliced from 9 exons. Gene Ontology annotation, cellular component: cytoplasm.